This is a messenger RNA of Cylicocyclus nassatus, 1563 nucleotides long. NCBI's taxonomy places the organism in Eukaryota, Metazoa, Nematoda, Chromadorea, Rhabditida, Strongylidae. The record is from the annotation of a GenBank genome assembly.
AUGGGCGAAGUCUCAAGCGAUCGGAGCAAACUCUCGCAAAAGAAGAAAUGUAUACGAAUUGGUUGCAUCAUAGCAGCACUAGUGAUCGUUUGUCUAGUGGUAUCAAUUGCUAUCUAUUUGACAAUUACUAUCGCUCCAGAGGAAAGUCAGAAACUCGGAGGGAAAAAUAAAACAGUUCUUCCAGAAGCCACGAGCUCCAAAACUGCGAAUUUUACUGAGGAGGAAAAGUAUGGUUAUCAAAGUGCUACGACUUCCACGAAGGCGCCCUUCACUGAUGUGUUCAGUCAUCUAACUGGCAGUACCAUCGGUAUCUUACCGGUAUCUCAAUGUCCCCGAGCAGCAAAAUAUGGAAAAGGACCACCAUCCAAGUGUACCAUGCCAUCAGACCCCAAUAAUCUACCUCCGUCUGGUAUAAAAAAAUGGUUUACCAAAGAAACUUUCAAUGACCUAUUUCCAUUCGCAAACCUCGGUUGGGGUUCAAAUCCAUGCUUUCCAUACUCCUACGAGUCUUUCGUCAUUGCCGCGAGAUACUUCCCAAAUUUCGGAACUAGCAGUCCAAAUUCGAUCUUUACACCGAUGGAGAACACACGAAGAGAUUUAGCUGCAUUCUUUGCUCACGCUGUACAAGAAACAGGCGAGAAUAAUGCUGCACUUUAUAGUGGCCGUUCACCAAGCGAUGCAUCUGACUGUUUCUACAGAGGUGGUUUCUACAACUGGUUUGAGGGUGGCCCAGUCAGCUCGUUCCUAGACCAGAGCUCACCUGGCUAUGACCCGAAAGAUGGCGCUAAAUGCAUUGGAGCUGGAAGAUAUUGCGUUGCUGCACCUGACAUCAGUUACUUCUAUCCUUGCUCAAAUGGUACCGAUGGGAAAUUCUACAAAGGAUGCUAUUUUGGCAGAGGAGCUAUACAGAUCUCCUAUAAUUAUAACUAUGGCCAAUUUAUGGACUUCCUGAAGACCAAAAAUAUAACCGUUGACCUUCUGAAAGAGCCGAAUCUAAUCAUGACCAACAUGAAUCCACCACUUGCUAUGCUUGCUUCCUUGUGGUUCUAUAUGACACCGCAACCACCAAAACCAGCUAUGCAUGACAUUGUAAUGGGAACAUGGAACAGUGGACCUCGAAACGCAGCCGCUGGUUAUACUGGUCCCAUAUUUGGACCCACCAGUCUUAUCAUCAACAAUGAGUGCAAUGGAGAGGAUAAGGAUGAGCCAGGAGGUCCCGGUGAAUCUCGUCGUAUCAAAGCGUUCAAAUGGUUCUGCUCCUAUUUUGGUGUACCAGCUGGAGCUGAUAAGGUGCUGACCUGUAAAGAUAUGCCUGUGAAACUUGAUGCUUUGCGAUAUAAAUACAGUUAUCAACCCGACUGGAGCAGCACAUGGAGAGAAGAGCCGUGCAAUUGUGCUCCAGCUGGAUAUGGAGGACUGAUACCAUACUUUGACCCUGCCUACUAUCCACAAGAGUUCGUCCAAAUGAAUGAACGCAAUCGACUUCGAUGUGUGGCUAGCGUUUACGAUAACCCAUCCAUGUACAGCCUCAAUAACUUCACAUCUCCUUGCCUUAAUCACUGA